Molecule: messenger RNA, 1833 nt
Organism: Entrophospora candida
Lineage: Eukaryota; Fungi; Glomeromycota; Glomeromycetes; Entrophosporales; Entrophosporaceae
Source: the annotation of a GenBank genome assembly
AUGUUAGAUGUAAGACGAUACACAUCUUCUCCAUUGUGUUUAGAGAAUACUGGCAUUGGAAGAUAUAAACUAACCAAAUUUAAUGUUUGUAGAUCUGUAUUUGAAGGUGCCAUUGUAAUGCGAGGAAGAAAAACACAAUUUCCAGAAUGUUUUCCAGUAAUAAUUUCAGCUUCAAUAACAUGUCUAUUAAAAGAUCGACAAACUAAUUUGGUUCCAUUACAAAGACCAUCAGAAGGAGAAAUAUUGCGUAAUAAAAUAAUUGGUGCACCCCCUUGGGAAUUUGUUCAUCCAUUACUGCGAUAUGUUUCAGCAUCAGAAGCUUCAUGGCGAUUAUUUCAUUAUCGAUUGCAUGACAGAAGUCCAGCUGUUGUACACCUCCAAGUUCAUCUUCCAGGACAGCAUAGAGUUAUAUUUCGGGAUGAUGAAUGUUUAGAAAAUGUAGUUGAACGUGCCAAUUCUGAAAAAACAACACUUACAGCAUGGUUCCAAGCUAACACAUUAUAUCCUGAAGCAAGAGAGCUUACUUAUGGAAAUUUUCCUACUCAGUGGGUUUAUAACAAGCAAACCAAUAAAUGGAGUCCAAGGCAACGUGAAAAUGUAAUUGGGCGUAUGUAUUUUGUUUCUCCAAUGGCAGGCGAGCGAUAUUAUUUAAGAAUUUUACUUAAUGUAGUUCGUGGUGCUACUUCUUUUGAAAAUCUCCGCACUGUCAAUGGAGUUUUAUAUAAUACUUUCAAGGAAGCCUGUGCCAUUUUAGGUUUGCUACAGAAUGGUGAAGAAUGGGAUCAAUGUUUAGCAGAAGCUGCUCAGGUACAGACUGGAUCACAACUACGUAAUUUUGAUGAUAUGCGAUUUCAAGUUCAUGAUAAUAUUGAAAAUACUGAUACCCGCAACCAAGCUUUAACCCAUUUGCAAUCAAUUUUAAGUAGGCUUGGAAAAUGUCUUAAAGAUUUUCCUGAUAUGCCCAUACCUGAAGUUCUUUCUGAUUGUGAUCAAGACAAUUAUCUAAUUUGUGAAGAACAAAGCUAUAAUAUUGAAGAGCUUACUCAAAUGGUUGAAAAUGGAAUUCCUCAAUUAAAUACAGAUCAGAAAAUUGCGUUUGAAAAAGUUAUAAUUGCAGUGGAAAAUCAAACCCCUGCUUGUUCUACUUGCAAGAUUCGUUUAGAUGGGCAUAUUGCUCUAGCAAUAGCUUCUUCGGGUAUUGCUGCACUUCUUUUACCAGGUGGCCGAACUGCGCACUCCCGAUUUAGAAUAUCAAUUAAUUUAAAUGAAGAUUCUACCUGUUCCAUCUCUCGUGGCUCUGAUACAGCCUUACUAUUGCAAAGAACAAGUCUUAUCAUAUGGGAUGAAGCUCUAAUGAUGUAUAGAUAUGCAUUUGAAGCUGUAGAGGUUAUGAAACUUAAAAUUAAUAUGCGUCUUCAUUGUACUACUUCUGAUCUCAUUGAGCAAGAUGAAUUUGCUAGAUGGCUCCUUAAAGUUGGUGAAGGUCAUAUUCCUGCUGUUGGAGCUGAGAAAGACAUUAUUCAGCUUCCUGAUGACGUUGUAUAUUCUGAAUUUUCAUCACACACUAAUUCACAAUAUUUAGUUGAGCGUGCAAUUCUUGCCCCUAAGAAUGAUCAGGUUAAUGCUAUUAAUGAUAUAAUCAUGACUCAAUUUCCAGGAGAUGCUGUCGAGUAUCUUAGUGCAGAUAUGGUUGAAGAACAGGCUGAGGCAGAACAUUUGUAUCCUGUUGAAUUUCUUAACUCUCUAACUAUUGGAGGCCUCCCACCUCAUAGGCUCAUAUUAAAACCUGGUGCACACGCAAAAAAAUGGGCUGCCGAGGAGAUUGGGUAUUAA